Parastagonospora nodorum SN15 is the source of this 795-nucleotide messenger RNA. RefSeq lists its product as hypothetical. The coding region runs from base 1 to 795 and encodes 264 amino acids. The record is from RefSeq and is a predicted model, not a curated record. Gene Ontology annotation, molecular function: cullin family protein binding; zinc ion binding; ubiquitin protein ligase activity. NCBI's taxonomy places the organism in Eukaryota, Fungi, Ascomycota, Dothideomycetes, Pleosporales, Phaeosphaeriaceae. Gene Ontology annotation, cellular component: anaphase-promoting complex. Gene Ontology annotation, biological process: anaphase-promoting complex-dependent catabolic process. The transcript is spliced from 3 exons.
AUGGUCAUCAAGAAGACCCGCGGAGCUACCAAGAAGCUUGGUCCGAUCAGCCUGGGACAUAAGACCAUCCGCUUCCAGACUCGUGGUAACGACAAACGAACCUUCUCCGUCCAUGAAGACCUCAUAUGCGCCCACUCCCUCGUCUUCAAGGAGAAGCUCCAGAAGGUACGCAAAACCCUGGAAGGUGAAUGCUCGAUCUGCCAUGAAGAGCUCGAUCCAUGCAAAGGCGACAUCGCGUUCUGCAAAGGCUCUUGUGGUCAGAACAUCCACGAGAAGUGCAUUCAGCAGUGGACUCGUACUCAGCGAGCAGGCUCAACUACCUGCCGGAUGUGUCGCAAGCCAUGGGUGAUGGGGGCCGAAGACUUGAUCACUUUGGACUCGGAACUCGAUCCAGACGCCGUCCAGAUCUACCUGGAUUGGCUUUAUACUGGGCAACUACAUAUCAGCGAAGCCAUCACCCGCGAGUCAAACGAGUUCAACAUCCAACUUCUGAAGGCGUGGAUUGUCUCUGAAGCUUUUGGUGAUCGAGCCUUCAGAAAAGAUAUCAUCGUACAACACUACGCGGCGAUAGAUGAAGACGACAACUGGGAGUUUGCGUUCGAGGAUAACAAUCACGACUACACGCAAUCCUUCGUCGUUGACUCAGUCCAUGCUCAUGCCGACUGGGAUGCCAUCGAUGACGACAUAGAUAACUACCCAGACGAGUUCGUGCGCAAACUAUGCCUCGCUGGGAUACAGUUCAAGCAGAAUCAAGGGACAACAGCCAAGGAUGACAUGCGGGAGAAUUGGGAAUAG